Molecule: messenger RNA, 1433 nt
Organism: Cyprinus carpio (common carp)
Lineage: Eukaryota; Metazoa; Chordata; Actinopteri; Cypriniformes; Cyprinidae
Product: kinase non-catalytic C-lobe domain-containing protein 1-like
Exons: 6
Biological process (GO): small GTPase-mediated signal transduction
Molecular function (GO): guanyl-nucleotide exchange factor activity
Source: RefSeq, a predicted model, not a curated record
CAUGCUGACCAGUGCGUAAAAAUAAUGUCGCGUCUGCGCGCAGCUGACUGAAGGCGGAGGUUUCUCAGACGCUCGCGGCUCGUGUAGUAAUCGCGUCGUUACCAUGGCAGCAGAGUUAGUAAACUCCCCCGUUGCCAUCGGUUAUCGAUCCGCGGAAGAAUCGCUGGCGCGUGACUGAUCUGAGGGAGUCCUUCGGCUUGACGCUCCGCGACGCGGCGCGCGCGUGCGUUACCGGGAGACCGAGAGAGGAUCCGAGGCUCCAGCUGUUCUAGAAUCGAUCGGGACGCGUUAUGGGGACGUUCGGGAGCGCCGCGGCCGGCCUGGAUGAGGAGGAGGAGGAAGAGGAAGAGGAGAAGAAGCGCAGGGAAGUUGAGCGUCUUCCUCCACUGCUCGAGGACGAGGAGAACGUGUCUCUGGCUGAUAUUCUGUGUCUGCGGGAAGGUGGGCUGUCGGAGCAGGAGUUGUGGGCGGUGUGUGUGGAGUGUGUUUGUUCUCUCCAGAGCAUUGGCCUCUCUCCGCUCUUUCACACUCUCUGCGUUACGCCCGACACGCUGGCCUUCAACACUCACGGUAAUGUGUGCUUCAUGGAGCAGCUCAACGAUGAUCCUGACGGCUGUUUUGUUCCCCCAGAGUUUGAUAAGACUGGAAGCACAUUUGAGGGUCACAUGUUCUCGUUAGGCUCCACCCUGUGGGCGGCGCUGGAUUCCGUGUCGGAGGCGGAGCUGCAGGUGGAGUUGAGUGAAGAGAGCAGGUGUUUGCUGAAGCAGAUGCAGCGAGAGAAACCCGAGGAUCGACCGCGACUCCAGGAUAUUGUCUCUCAGGCGGAGGCUGUACUCGGUGACGUCUCGCCUGCGGUCAUCUGCCGGAAACUCUCUGCGAUCGGCCGAAGAGUCCUGUCCAUCGAGUCCGUCGCUGCUCUGCAAGAUGGAUGGGAGAAAUCCCGUUUCCAGUUUCUGGAUCUCAAAGCCUCGAGAUCGAACUCCAUGGAGCAUCCCGCCGGCGAUCGGACCAUGAUGAGAAACUACUCCUCUGAUUCAUACGACGGUGAGGAGCUGCUGCUGAGGCGCAGAGGUCUGGUCUGGUCCGGAGGUUCGGCCGAGCUUUCGCCGGACAGCAGGUCUCAGAACAGUUCUCCGGUGCACAGGAGGAGUCAGGAGAGGAGGCCCGGGAGAGCCAGGAGAGCCCUGAACCGCUCCUGCUCCGUCCCGGACUCCAACAACCCUCCGGCGCUCUGUCCUCCGUCCCACGCACCCAUCAGCAUGAUGAUGGCCGACCUGUCCGAGAUCACGGAGAAGGAGAGCUGGAGCGGGAGCCUGCGGCGGCCCAAACCCAGGGAUUCAGACUCGGAGGGAGAGGAAGAACCCGACGCAUGCGAGACGGAUCAGACUGAAGCUGCGGGUGAUCAGACUGAAGCUGCAGGUGCUCGAAGCCCC